GUACAAUGUAUGCAGAACAGACAGCAAUCUUGAUACUUCAACUUAAGAACUCUCUCCUCUCCAUAAUUUUCAGUCACCCAGUCUCUCUCAGCUUCUCCAAUCUUUCCCCCCAUACUCUGAACCCAAGUUACCAACACAGAAAAGGAAAGGAGUUUUCUUUCGUUCUUGAAGAUGAUGAUGAAGAUGGAUUUUGCUCGGUUUCUCCAAGUUUUCAUGAUCUCCAGUCUCUUGGCCAGCUCAUGCUUAGCCCAGGCUCCGGUGCCGGAACCCACCGCCACGCCGCCCUCACCAGUCUCAUCCCCGCCAUCUCCAGCGCCGUCACCUAAAACGUCUCCGUCGCCUGCCCCUUCUCCGACCACCCUAGCCCCAGCUCCAGUUCCGACAUCCCCUGCACCAGCUCCGACUACGCCAGUACCGACCCCAGCCCCUACUUCGGCUCCCACGCCUUCGGCGAAUUCUCCCUCAUCCUCCUCGUCUCCUUCUCCCGCCACCUCAACGCCCCCUUCAGCCUCUCCCACGAGCCCCUCAGGCGAGCCAGCGGCUUCUCCUGAGUCCCCCAGUGGUGCCUUCUCUCCUAGCAAAGCCGUUGUCGCUGGGACCGCUCUUGUUGCAACCUUCUUCGCCGUUGUUGUCCUGGCUUAGACUGGGUUCGGAUCUGUCCACGUGGAUUUUCAACGCUUUUAACUACAGAUCGUCUUUUCUUAUGGAGGGCUGAGAUCUAUUUAUUUCUAUGUUUUUUUAUUUUUUAUUUUUAUAUUUAUUAUUUUUGCAGUGUUUGUUUCAUUCAAUAUUGGGUUUGAGCGAGGAUGGAUGUAUAUGGCGAUGAAAAUGAUUAUUUGGAUAUUUUCAUUUCUGUGUUGUUGACACGUGUAUCCCAUUGUAGAUGAAUCUCGUGUAAAUCAGUUUUCUAGUAGUUGAAUAAAGCAGUUUGUUAUUCUUUUGGUC
This is a messenger RNA of Carya illinoinensis, 945 nucleotides long. Its product is annotated as classical arabinogalactan protein 4-like. The coding region runs from base 172 to 642 and encodes 156 amino acids. The transcript has a single exon. Lineage: Eukaryota; Viridiplantae; Streptophyta; Magnoliopsida; Fagales; Juglandaceae. The record is from RefSeq and is a predicted model, not a curated record.